AUGCUCAACUCGUUCGAGCCGGCCACGGCCAAGCGUGCGAGCGCGGCGUGCGCGCCCCUGGCCGCCUGGGUGCGCGCCAACUUGGCCUACGCCGCCGCCGCCGCGCGCGUGCGCCCGCUGCAGGCCCAGCAGGCGCGGCUACAUAAAAAUCUUGUCGCCGCCGAGAAGCAGCUGCACGCUUUAUCCAGCGGACUGGCCACAGUAGAGGAGCGCGUGGCAGCGCUGCAGCAGCAACUGGGCCAGCAUUCGCGAGACGCGGCCGCGCUAGAGCUGUCCCUUUCAAAUGCUACUAGCACCAUCGCCGCCGCCACCGCGCUCAUCGCCACGCUCGCGCAGGAGUAUGAUGCCUGGGAGACUGACGGCGGCGAGAUAUCGCUUCGCCCCGAGGGCACGGCGCAGGUGCCGCUGUACGCCAGCGCGGCGCGCGAGACAGCCCUGGCGUGGCUGCGCGCGCCGCUAGCUCGCCCGCUCGCGCGCCCGCUCGCCGCGCUGCACGCCGUCGCGCUCGCCGUCGCGCCCGCCGCCGACUGAGCCGCCGGCGGCCGGGCUCAUACAGAUCAUAGCUACCGGUUGCUAAUAGGGAAUAUGUAUCGAAUUUAAAAGUUCAUAAUGUAUGUAUAAAUAAACACUAGCUAAAUCAUAGAAUUUCUGAAAAACUAGUUGAAACAGUGGCAGCGCAGCAUUGGUUGGAACCCGGGGCGAUUUUUGUGACCCAGAAUUUUUGGUUAAUUUGCGCGACUGUUGUCACCCCCCGAUGCUUGGCACCCGGGGCCUUCUUUGUAAUCAUUUUAGAGUUAAUUCUUUAUCUUGCGUGUAUCAUUAUCCUUGUGUGUAGCUGUAGUAGGUUGCACUUAAUUACAAUAAUAAUAAAAUACUUUAAAAUUAAA
Messenger RNA from Ostrinia nubilalis (European corn borer), 887 nucleotides. RefSeq names its product cytoplasmic dynein 2 heavy chain 1-like. The record is from RefSeq and is a predicted model, not a curated record. Lineage: Eukaryota; Metazoa; Arthropoda; Insecta; Lepidoptera; Crambidae. The transcript has 4 exons. The coding region runs from base 1 to 531 and encodes 176 amino acids. Gene Ontology annotation, cellular component: dynein complex. Gene Ontology annotation, molecular function: minus-end-directed microtubule motor activity; dynein intermediate chain binding; dynein light intermediate chain binding. Gene Ontology annotation, biological process: microtubule-based movement.